GAAUACGUCCACCUCCAGCUGACUGACCGUCUGAAUAGGAGGAAUCUCAUUUAGGAAGAGAAGAAUGUAUCAAUCUAGCAGAUCGUAUUAGUUUAUUAGGUCAUAUUCUAGGCCGAAAUGGAUAAUGAGGAGCAAGAGCUGGCCCAGAUGGCAGACUUGGUUCAUAUUGAGAUCGGGAGGAGGGAAAAACGUCCGCUUUGUAAUCGCUGUAGUCGGCCUGUUGGUGUUUGCUGGUGUUCAAGCUUAGGCUGCAGCAGAGUCCAGACAUCUUGUCGCGUUGUCAUCCUUCAACACCCACAUGAAGAAAAACGCUGUCUUCGCACAGCCCCUAUUCUGCAAGCGGGUCUGCCUCAGGGUGCCUAUGUGGAAGCCAAGGGGAAAAGGUUCUCAUUCACAAGGUUCCCUCACUUAGAAGAAAUUCUGACGAACGAGAAUUCUAUAUUGAUGUAUCCUGGGGAAAAGGCUCUAGAUCUGGAAUCACUUUUGCCAGUAGGCAACGACCAGCCAUCGUACAAUAUUAUAAUCAUAGACGGAACCUGGCAGCAAGCAAAGUCUAUAUAUCACAAUUGUCGACAUCUUCACUCACUUCGUCAGGUCAAAUUAUCAGGAAAAUACAUAAGCGAAUAUGUCAUACGCACUCAGCCAACUGAAGAUGCUCUUUCAACAGUUGAAACUGCAGCUAUAGCAUUAGCAACACUGGAGAACAACUGGUCUAUUUAUGAUACACUUGUUCAGCCCUUGCAACUACUUUGUCAAUAUCAGAUGAAUCAUGGAGCAGUACCCCAUCAGAGCAAAGAACACAUGAUUGUUUCCGGACGCUACAAGAAGCCCCUUGGUAAACGGACAUACAAAAAGUUAAGGAAAUGCGGAGCAAAGCAGGAUGAGUCACUUUCCGAUUUCUUGGAGUCACUGAAUGUGGCUGAUAGUCAAAAGGAAGAAAGCUCAGAUCUUGAUGUGUUAGGUAAUGGGGAAGAAGCAAAUGAAAGAGAGUCGAACAAUCGUCCCAAGAAUGUCUCAUCAGUGUUAACGGAGAAGGAAGGUUUCCCUUCUGAACAGGAAGAGUGUUCAAGUGAGAUAUCAGACACAUCCUCUAGAAGUAAAAGUAAUGACACCAGAGGUUCUGAAGAGGGCAACAAUGAAAUCAAUUCCAUUGACGAUAUCAGAUGAUAUAGCUCCGGUAUUAACGGAAUAUUUAGGCUUUUUGUCGCUAGAAGAAAUUUAUAUGUCGGGGAAUUUCCAUUUUCUGUUAACAGUUUACAUAAGCAACUUUGUCAUGCCAGUUGACAUCAUCUUCAGUGGGUUAAGUUUAUUUAUUUAAUAACUUGAAAAUAUGCAGCUUCAUAUAUACAGUAAUAUCUCGUACUUCGAAUUUAAUCUGUUCCAGAAGGCUGUUCGAAUUACGAUUGGUUCGAAAUAUGAAACAAAUAUCCCCAUAAGAAAUAAAAGGGAAUCAGGAUAAUUUGUUCCAACCAACCCAGAAAGUCCCCCUUUUUACAUUUUUUUCUAUUAUUAUUGUGUUCAAAGGUUAAAUUAAGUGUGUAAAGUAAUGAAACAGCAUGUUAUAUGAUUUUUUUUUUUUUUAUGAUUUACGAUCUGUUUGGUAAAAAUGGCGUCGGCUGGCCAGAGGAUGGAGGGAGGAGAGACGGGAACCCUUUGAGCAAACUGAACUGGUUGCAGUAUGCAAAGGUUGAUAAUAAAAUCAAUUUUAUUCUCAUAUUAGGUACAAGAAUAAUCAAAGGAAUCAAUAGUGUGUGUGUCCGAUUGUGUCUGAAAGAGAUCUUACUGUACCUUACAGACCUUACAGCUCGUUCGGGUUUCUCCAGGUCCCUCAGUGCGACGCACCUCUAAUGUCUACCAGAGAAUUGCUAAUGCAUCUUCCGGUAUAUUUUGCAUCUUCCAAUCUUGAAUGGUCUGGGAUGCAGCUUAGAUAUUUGUCGAGCUUAUUCUUAAACACAUCUACGCUCACUCCUAAUACAUUCCUCGGAUGAGCUGGCAACGCAUUGAAUAGACGCUGCAUUAUCGAUGCUGGUGCGUAGUGGAUUAAUGUCCUGUGUGCUUUCCUUAUUUUUCCUGGUAUAGUUUUGGGCACUAUUAAUCUACCUCUGCUUGCUCUUUCUGAUAUUUUUAGCUCCAUGAUAUUUUCAGCAAUUCCUUCUAUCUGUUUCCAUGCCUGUAUUAUCAUGUAGCAUUCUCUUCUCCUUUCUAGACUAUAUAAUUUUAAAAACUGUAGUCUUUCCCAGUAGUCAAGAUCCUUACCUUCUUCUAUUCUAGCUGUAAAGGACCUUUGUACACUCUAUUUGUGCAAUAUCCUUUUGAUAGUGUGGGUACCAUAUCAUAUUGCAAUAUUCAAGUGGACUACGUACAUAUGCUUUAUAAAGCAUAAUCAUGUGUUCGGCUUUUCUUUUUUGUUUUGAAGUGCUGUAACAACAUUCCCAUUUUUGCUUUGCAUUUUGCCAAUAGUAAUGCUAUUUGAUCAUUGCAUAACAGUUUCCUAUUCAACAUCACACCAAGGUCGUUAACUGCUUCCUUAUUUGUGAUUGUUUCAUUAUUAGGUCCCGUAUAUGCAUAUUGCAUUCCGUCUUUAUCUCCAUAAUUUAUUAAUUCAAAUUUGUCAAAGUUAAAUACCAUCCUAUUUAUCUCUGCCCAUUCAUAUAUUUUGUUAAGGUCUCUUUGUAGCGAGUUCCUAUCUUCAUCACAAGUAAUUUCUCUUCUUAUUCUUGUGUCAUCAGCAAAACUACUCACUACCAUGUCCUUAACAUUACUAUGUUUGCAAUCAUAAUAACAAAUAAUAAUGCAGCUAACACCGUUGCUUGUGGCACACCGGAUACCUUAGCUUUAUCCGAUUUCUCAUCGUUUGCAAUCACUUUAUUUUCUGUUUUGUAAAAAUUCUUUUUUCUAUCUUCCUACGUUGGCCAAUAUAUUGUUUUCUAAUUUUCUUUGCUAAUACAUUAUGGUCUACCUUAUCAAAAGCUUUUGCAAAGUCUAGGUAAACCCCAUCUGUUUCUUUUCCGUUUUAUCAUAUUUUUAUAUAUGUUCUCACAGUCAGUGGACUAACAGUCGGGUUUGUGUACUUUUUCCGGGUACAAAACCAUGUUAUCCUAUAUUAAACAAAUUAUUUCUCAUUAAAUGUUUCAUAGUAUUUUUCUUCAUUACCCUUUCAUAAUAUAUGAUGUUAGACUCAGAGGCCUAUAAUUAUUUGCCUCUAAUGUUGAUCCACUUUUGAAAGUAGGGGCAAUAUACUAUGCUAAUUUAUGUUCAUAAAUCUUGCCUGUAUCUACACUUUGGCUUAAUAAUACUGCAAGCAGCUUUGCAAUAGAAUGAACUACUUUCUUUAACAAAAUGGCAGGAACACCAUCUGGUCCAGCCGCUGAUCCAUUUUUAAUUUCAUUAAUAGCCUGCACAAUAUAGGCUUCAUUAAUAUCUGUCUAAUAAAUAUUUACUAUUUUCAUCUCUUACUUCUGUCAUUAUUUUAAUUUUCAAUUCUAGGGUAAAUUCUCUUUUAUAUCUUUUUACUAAUAUGUUGCAUAUUUCCUUUUUUUUCAUUUGUUAAUCUCCCUUCAUUUCUUAGAGGGCCUAUUUCUACUCUUCUUUAAUUCAUCUUUUUUGCAUAUGAGUACAAUAGUUUGGGGUUUUGCUUGAUAUUUUCUAGGGUCUUUUCUUCUCUUCUAAGUCCCAUUUUUCAUUUUCUUUUGAUUGUAAUCUUUUGUUCUGCCUUUUCUAUCUUACUCUUUAGUUCCAUCUUUUUCCAUGCAUUCUUUUCUUUUGCAAGACCUUUUUUCCACUUUCUGAUUAUCUGGAACAAGAUCCUCCUGUCUCUUGAUAUGAAUGACUGAUGUUUACUUUUCUUCUUCGGUAUAUACUUACCCACUAUUUUCUCUAUUUUAUGUAAUAUACCCAUAUUUACCUGUAUAUCAUCACUUACAAAUAUGUUUUCCCCAAUCUUUGUUUAAUUCUUCAUUUAUUUCUGACUAUUUUAUAUUCUUAUUAUAGAAAUUGUAUUUUCCAUAUCUUUGUUUGUAUGGUGUUUUAACGUUGCGUGGAACCAGUGGUCAUUCAGCAACGGGACCAAUGGCUUUACGUGACUUCCAAACCACGUUGAAAGUGAACUUCUAUCACCAGAAAUACACAUCUCUAACACCUAAGUGGAAUGCCCGAGAAUCAAAUUCGUGGCCACCAGGAUGGCAGGCCAAGACCAUACUGAUCAUGCCAGUGAGGCGUUUUUUUCAUAUCCUUCCCACUUUUUCAUCCCUUGUUUAUCUGUUUUCACUUGCUUUGGAUUAGACUGUUAAUUCUAUGACAUUAUGGUCUGAAAUACUUGUACUAUUAUACACUAUUAUUUCUAUAACAUAAUUCACCUUAUUCACAAAUACUAGGUCUAAAGUAUUAUCCUUUUUGUUGGCAGGUGUUAGGGGUCUAUAUAUUACGUUCACUAGUUUUUUAGAUUCAAAUUCUACCGCUAUUAAUUCAUAUUCUGAGUUACUAUAUUUCUCAUAUAUUGUUCCUUGAUUUAUCUCUCUCCCAUAUAUCACAGUUCCCCCUUGAUUCCUAUUUUUUUCUAUCUGUUCUAUGAGUUUGGAACCCCUUUAUCUGAUCAUCAUUACCAGUCUCUUGGGAAUAACAGGUUUCACUUAUAUUCAUUAUAUCUAUUUUUUCAUUUUGGGUUAGUUCUUCUAGGAAUUCUAUUUUUCUUUUUGAGUUAUUCAUAACUAAACCCUGCGCAUUCAUCACUAUGAUGGUUUGUGUGUUAUCCCCAUCAUUUAAUAUGGGUAAUAAUAAGGGUUUUCCCAUGUCUAUUUUCUGUUCUGGUAUGUUUUCUUCAUUUCCAGAAAUUCUGACAUUAAUAAAUGAGUGUGUGUGUAAUCAGUGUGUUCACACUUGGAUCUUAAUUGCAUGAGAGAGAUUAAUUAUACUAGAAUACAAACGGCACUUUUAAAACAAACGUAAUAAGUAAACUUAAGUCAAGAAUGCAUGAUUUGGGCAAAUUAAGUGUAAGUGAAAGAAAUGGGCAAAUAAUCAUCCCAGCACAGUUCUCUCUCUCUCAGCGCACCGAACACUGACUCUAGCAAGUUCUUUUUUUUUUCUUUCUUUUUUAAUGUAUUACAUUUAAUUGUUUUCAUGUUUUAUCACUAUUAAAUUUAUUAUGAAAUAAUUUAUUUUUUUAAGUGAAUUGGUACUGCUUUUACAUACAUUAUAGUAAAGAUUUUACUAUCUUCUCUCCUCAACAAUACCACGACACGCUAACUUAAAUCGUUCAUUCAUUAUUCUUCAAAAGUAUUGUUUGUUUGUAUGGUGUUUUCACGUUGCAUGGAACCAGUGGUUAUUCAGCAACGGGACCAACGGCUUUACGUGACUUCCAAACCACGUCAAGAGCGAACUUCUAUCACCAAAAAUACACAACUCUCACACCUCAAUGGAAUGCCUAAGAAUCAAACUCACAGCCAGCAAGGUGGCAGGCCAAGACCAUACUGAUCACGCCACUGAGGCGCUGUUCCUCAAAAAUAUAAACGCUCCCUCCCUCUACCUCAAGUUAGCUGUAUAUCACCGCAAUGACAAAUGACUAUUAAUUUAUGCUAAAUUUUAUUGUGAAAAGCUUUGUUCUUUCAUUGACUAUUUUGUUAAUAUUGUUCAAAUGGACCGUCUCACUCGGCGCACCGAACACUGGCUCAAUAAGGUGAUUUUUUCAUUUUUUAUCGUUACGUUAAAUUUAUUGGGAAAUUCCAUUUUUAGGUGAAUUGUUAUUGCUUUUACAUAAAUACAGUAAUAUUUUAACUCUCUCUUCUCUCCUCACCAUAUCAACGCUCCCUCGUUCAGUCUCAAGUCUGCUGGCCAUGACAUCACCACGGUUACGUAUGAUUUUAUGCAUCGUUUAUGCUCAGUGUUAUAUUAAAAGCUAAAUUUUAUAUUAAAUACCUUAUACUUUUAUUUUGUUAAAUAUGGUUAUCAUUCAACUAUUAUAUCUUGUAAAUGAAAAAAAUUAUUUAAUACAGUUUAACUUUUAAGACCCAGUAGGGCAUUGAUACAAGUAGUAUGACCUAGUCAGUUGAAAGUACGAGCAUGUGUUCGAAAAAAGAUACAAAAUUUUCUCUAAAAUUUUGUUUGAAAAACGUAAAGUUUUAUAUAAACGUUCAACAAACAAAGUACCACUGUAUCUCAUGCAUAUAUAAAGAGCCAAGUGAAGGAAGUGUGCAUGCUAUAAACUACUGACUCAUGUAUUGUAUUCCUAACUGGACAAACUGAAUAUCCAGAAUGUCCUUUUAAGAGUUCAAAUUGCUUACAGUAUUUAUUUAGCAUAAUCUUCUGGACAGAUGACAGGUAGUGUGCUGUGUACACUUCUACCAUUGCAAUGUAUCUACAAUCUCUCAUAUUUUCACCCUUUGAUAAAUUUUCUCUUUAAUGAUGUUGACUGUACUGAGAUUGUUACUGACGCUUAUAUCAAUCACAGUUUCUCAUUUGCGUAAUAACUCUAAAAAAUGAAUCAAUUAGUGUUAAUGUGCUCUCUCUCAUUGUGUUAUGCACAUUUUCCACAUACAGGUAGUCCCCUGUCAUUGGCAAUCCGGUUUUAUGGCGCUUGUCUAGCGCCGAAAAUUGCCAUAAUGCACCAAUACAUACCUAACAUAAGUGCCAUUAACCGAUUAUCAGCACCAUGAAUCACCAAUUUUCAGCUAUCAGUGAUUUCCGCUUAUCAUCGAGCUGUCUGAAUUGAAGCCCCGCUGAUAACCAGGGACUGCCUGUAUAUAUACUAAUGUGCUCUGAUCAAGCCUUAUUUAGAUGUACAAAUCGGCUGUCGUUUUCUACAAAAGCUUAUCAUUGGUUUUCAUUAGUUUCCCUGCUGUUGUUUGAGUUUUUAUGGAACUCAAAUACAUUUUGUAAAUACUGUACUAUAUAUUAAUUCAAAAGGUUUGUCUUAUGAUGUCAAACACUCGAGUGAUGAUAUACGAUGGGUGUGCUAUUCACCUGGAUGCUGAAAUAUAGUAAAGUUAAAUUUUACUCCAAGCUAUUUUUGUUUGGAAGUUCUGAUCUUUUGAAUUAGUAGUUUUGACAUAAAAUGUCCUAUUGAAGUUAAAUUAUAAAUUAUUAAUUCUAUAUUUUUACUUGUUUACUUAGUGAAAACGAGGGUCUCAUUGCAACAUGAAUUUUUCUUAAAAUACUUAGUGCUUUAAAUUAACAGCACAAUUUUUUCUUAAGAUUGUCCACUGAACAUAUUAGAAAGUCCUGACAAGGCUAUUAUUCCAAAUAAACUGUCAAGAAAAACAAUCUUUUGUGACCAUAUAUUUUCCAUAUACUGUAAUUAGAACCAUACAAGAUAAAAUUGACAUGUUUAAGAAUUAUGUAUUUAAAGCAGAAAGUAAACAAUAAAAAAACAUAAUAAUGAACAAUGCAGUCUACUCUUUAUUUUUUUUUUCUUGUACGUUAGUAACACUGAACAACAACAGGAGGCUUGUCUGAUCAAAUGUACAAAUUCACAGACCAUUAACCACAAGACAGUAGAGCAGCAAUGUAAUACUCUGCAAAACAAUGCAACUGCUAGUGUAAUAAUAAAAGGUUCUAUGCAGC
Molecule: messenger RNA, 7554 nt
Organism: Macrobrachium nipponense
Lineage: Eukaryota; Metazoa; Arthropoda; Malacostraca; Decapoda; Palaemonidae
Gene: Dtwd2
Product: tRNA-uridine aminocarboxypropyltransferase 2-like
Exons: 5
Coding region: 118-1167 (349 amino acids)
Source: RefSeq, a predicted model, not a curated record